UGAGACAAUCUGAAGGGCCGUUGGAGAGACAACCAGAGUGGAAUUUAACAUCUCUUGCAUAAUAACAGACACAGUAAACACGUAAGGUCAACAGAGCGCCCCAGUGAGGAGGGGGGGGGACAGGACCGCGGGGACCGAAGCUGAGUAAAAUAUCUGGACUGACCACACGAACAGGGACCAGACUCUCCUGUCCCUCCACGUUGCAGCUCCACCUGCAGCUCCAGGUUCACCUCACAUGCAUGCGAACUUUGAAAACUUCUGCACGUGCCAUUCCAGUUGGGAUUCCCGGGACUUCUUUGGCACACCUUUUACGCGCGCCUGCGCUGCCCUGUGACCGCCACACAGAGUCUGAUCCGACUGUGUGAGAAACUUUCCUCUCCGGGCCAUGCUGCAGUGACUCCAGCCCGCCGCCCCGAGCCUCCCCGAUCAAGUCGUAAACAGCAGCAAGCAGAAGAAGAAGGAUGCUUGGAAAAUAUUUAUAACGCACCGAACGGAGGAGACGAAAUCUGUUCGUGUCACUUGAUCGAGCCGAGGACAGUAAAUCACAAGGAGGCAAGUGGGCUGCAGAGGUGAAGCGAGGACAAGACAGGUUGGUGUCUCCAAAUUCACCGGGCUCGUGUUUCAGCCGCCCCGGGGGCUCCUGGUAUUAAAGCGUGCAUUUGACCUGGGAUAAGUUGUCAACAAGAACAGCGAGCGGAGGCGAACUGGCAGGUGUACAAGUUCAUUUACAUGCAUACGUAUAUUCACGCCACUAUAUAUAGAAGUUGUUUUAGAGACAAGCAGCCUUAAAAAAAGUUUCUCCACCCACCCCGCCGGCCUUGCAGCAGCCCCACGCACCGGGCGUGUGCGUGAGUCUAUAUAUAUACACCAUACAGGCUUUAAUUCCUCUUCGCAAUCUGUAUCCGAGGGGGCUGCCCGCCGUCGGUUUGGCUGUGAGGGCAGGAGUCGUCGCAUGGACUGAAAUGGCCACCGACCUUGCCAUGAGCGCAGAGCUGCCCAACAGCCCUCUGGCCAUCGAGUACGUCAACGACUUUGACCUCAUGAAGUUUGAGGUGAAAAAGGAGCCGCCUGAGGCCGACCGCUACUGCCACCGCCUCCCGUCCGGCUCGCUGUCCUCCACCCCGAUCAGCACACCCUGCUCCUCCGUGCCUUCCUCGCCGAGCUUCUGCGCCCCGAGUCCCGGCGCGCAGCCCAACCAGAGCCUGACCAGCGGGGUCAACAGCAGCGGCAGCAGCAACAACAGCAGCGGCAACAAUAAUCACAGCAACGCGGGCAAACCUCAGCUGGAGGAUCUGUACUGGAUCCCCAGCUACCAGCACCACAUCAACCCCGAGGCGCUCAACCUGACCCCGGAGGACGCGGUGGAAGCCCUCAUCGGUAACGCGCACCACCAUCACCACCAUCACCAGGCCUACGAGGGCUUCCGCGGGCAGCAGUACGUCGGGGAGGACCUGACCACGGCCUCGGCGGGCCACCAUCACCAGCCCCAUCACCACCACCACCACCACCACCACGGCCACCACGCCCGCCUGGAGGACCGCUUCUCGGACGAGCAGCUGGUCAGCAUGACGGUGCGAGAGCUGAACCGGCAGCUGCGGGGCUUCAGCAAAGAAGAGGUGAUCCGCCUGAAGCAGAAGAGACGCACCCUGAAGAACCGCGGCUACGCGCAGUCCUGCCGCUUCAAACGCGUCCAGCAGAGGCACAUGCUGGAGACAGAGAAGUGCACCCUGCAGAGCCAGGUCGAGCAGCUGAAGCAGGACGUGGCGCGCCUCGCCAAGGAGAGGGAUCUUUACAAGGAGAAGUACGAGAAGCUGGCCAGCCGGACCUACAAUGCCGGCGGACCCGCGAACACGAGAGAUCCGUCCGGGAAACAGGCCAACCCCGAGUUCUUCAUGUGAGAGACUGGCUGACUGUUUGUAGCAUAGACUCUGAGUUCUCCCCACACCGACAUCCUUUUUACAUUAUUUAUAUUUUUCUGCGUUUGUGUUUCGUUUACAGUUAUUCCCUCGACAGAAAAAAGAAAAGACACUAUAAACGAACAUCAGAUGCGCAUUUUGAGUCUUAAAGAUGUUUGGGCUAAACUUCUGUAAGCUCACUCCGAGCUGUCAGGUGAGCACAUGGGAUCACUUAGCCUGUAGACUUUUCUCUGGUCAGAAGUCUUAUUGAACCAGUCUAACAUUUUAACGUGACUGUCUUAAUUUAGAAAGAUGAUUUUGUCUUAAAACUGGGCGAAAGAUUUUUUUUUUCUUUUUUUCUUUUUUCUUUUUUUUUUUCCUGUCUUUUUAAAAAUCAGACCGGACUUGAAAGGGAAGCGGAUGAAGAAGAAGCCGCAACCACCGACAGACUGUUUGCGUGACAGUGAGGCGGUCGGUGCUGCAGAGAAGAGACCUUUCAAUAUUGCAAGUCUAUAGUUUCCCAUCCCUAUUUGUAACCCUGCAUGCAGGACAUGUAUGGUAACCUCCAGUCAUCUCCCAGAAUCCUUCCACGUGUAUGGAAAGCAUGGCCCACGGUUCUCUCCUCCUUCCUCCUCCUCCUCCUCCUCCUCCUCCUCUGCCAUCAGUAAGGCCUGGGUAUGCAAAAGCCACCAAAUGUUCCCCCCAUGAACCCCCUGAGAGGUGCGAGGACUGCGGACAAAAUUGCAACAACGCGCUACUGCGAAACAUGGAUGCGUCUUUAACUGCUAUUUUCAAUCAAUUUUUCUAUUGUUUUAAAAAGAAAAACACAAAACGACAAAAAAGAGAUUAACUGAGCCAGAUUUUAGACUGUAUUUAUUUCCACCUGUACAUAAUGUGUAGAGAGAAAAAAAAAAAACAGUUACCUGUGUUAUUUUACCUUUUUCUCUUUUUAAAGAAAAAAAAACCCGCUUUUGUUGCUUGGAUUAUUCGAAAUGUCUUAAUACAAAAUGUUUGUAUGUUACAGCAUGCAAAUCGUAUAUGGUAUCCUCCUCCUACUGAACAUGUGUAAUGUCAAAGGCGAGCCUAUACUGCACUAAGAAGAGAUCAAACUGGACAAGCGUUUUGUUUUCUACCGAUAGGACCUUUGAUCCGGAUGUAAAUUAGAUGAUGUGAGAGCCUCGGUCAUUAGAUGGACAAGGACUGUAUUCGCUGCUAAAACUCUAUGCACCAACCUGAUGAUUAAAAUGAGUUAAAUGGUUCUUUUUUUUCCCCUUCUUUUUCUUUCUUUCUUUCUUUUUUUUUUUUUUUUUUUAAUUUUUUAAUUUUUUUUUUUUUUUUACUUUUAAUAUUUGUAUAAAAAAAAGAAAAUUCUCGGGCCUGCGGGUUUGUUCCGCAGCCCGGUGUCUUAAUGAGUUCUUGUGUCUGAUAGGAGGAUGCUUGAUAGUUUUGAACAGAGGAGACUUUGCCUGGCGGUGGAGCUUACUGUUUUUGGAGUAACUCGAUGCAUUAUUCUGUCAACAAAAAAAAAAAAAAAAAAAAAAGAAUCCCUGGUUCGUGUGUUUUCUGCUGCCUAGAUAUAUGUGCAAUAUUGUGCAGAAGUGUCGCUGAAGCCUACCUGUUGGAUGGCAAGAACUUGCAGGAGAGAGAGAGAGGAGCUGGAAUGAUUAAAUGUUAGAUCAAAAUGCCACAGAAAAAAAAACAAAAAACAAACAAAAUAAAACGUGAUGCAUAUAUUUUAUUGCUCCCCAAAAUGUCCCAUUUUUAUAUGAGUGAGCCCAAAAAUCCAAAACAAAACGAUCAAAAAUGAAUCUCGCAACAAAUCUACAAAUUAUAAUCCUUUGCCACAAAAUAACUUUUUUUUUUUAAUUAUUUCUAUUAGAUUUUUUUUUUUUUUUUUUUUGGUCUUAUAAACUCCAAUUUGAGUCGUAUUUCCUGAAGCAAGUAGAGCCUGAACAUCCCGAACUGAUCUGAGAGAAGACUGCGAUAAAGCGAAAGGAAAGUCAACUUCUGCACAGUGCUGUCAGUGUAUAUCUGUACAUAUAAUUUCUAUAUUUAUUCAACGAACGUGUCCUAACGUGUCAACAAGUGGAAAACCUUCAAAGUGGAACGUUGUUGAGAAUCUUGUUUUCAUAAUGUUUAAUAAAAAGUUCUUCUGU
This is a messenger RNA of Acanthopagrus latus (yellowfin seabream), 4051 nucleotides long. RefSeq names its product transcription factor MafAa-like. The transcript has a single exon. NCBI's taxonomy places the organism in Eukaryota, Metazoa, Chordata, Actinopteri, Spariformes, Sparidae. The record is from RefSeq and is a predicted model, not a curated record. Gene Ontology annotation, molecular function: DNA-binding transcription factor activity, RNA polymerase II-specific; RNA polymerase II cis-regulatory region sequence-specific DNA binding. Gene Ontology annotation, biological process: regulation of transcription by RNA polymerase II. Gene Ontology annotation, cellular component: nucleus. Bases 963 to 1898 code for a protein of 311 amino acids.